This is a messenger RNA of Oryzias latipes (Japanese medaka), 1248 nucleotides long. RefSeq names its product endonuclease domain-containing 1 protein-like. Lineage: Eukaryota; Metazoa; Chordata; Actinopteri; Beloniformes; Adrianichthyidae. Gene Ontology annotation, molecular function: nucleic acid binding; hydrolase activity; metal ion binding. The record is from RefSeq and is a predicted model, not a curated record.
AUCUACAAAGUGAACGUAACCACAAUGCUGUCAUGCACAUGCAGAAGGGAACAGCAGAUAAGCCAGGAGCCAAUAGGUCUACCUUGAACCACUGCUGCUUUGCAUGGCUGGUUUGACUCCAACUGUCAUCACAAACCAGCAAGAGCAGCACAAAUGGAGCAUCUUAUUAUUUGGAAAAAGCGAAAUAAUGGAUUUCCUGAAGUUGCUGGGCUUUCUGUGAUGGGCCUGCUGACAUGAAGAUGAAUUUGUUCGACCUGCUGUCUUUCUGCCUGCUGAGGGUCUUCUACCUGGGGAGUGCCACUGUGUCCAACAGCUUCAAGGACUGCAGCCAGUUCUUCUACAUGCAAACACCUCCUGCAGGGAUCAGGGGGUCAAACCUGAAGUGGAUCUGCCAGACGUAUGGCGAUAAGCAGCGCUAUGCCACGCUCUACGACUGCAGUCGCCGUCUCCCGCUCUACUCCGCCUAUGUUUUCAAGAAGUCGGACGGGCAGAGGAGAGUGGACACGCCGUGGAUGUUUGAACCUCAGCUGGCUUCUGAUGAUGAAGGCAGCAACAUGAGGGUUCUCCCUCUGAGUGAGGACACCCCAGCUCUGGUGGAAGACAGUCAAGCUGUGUUGGAGGAUUACACGGAUGCCGUGGAGUACAGACGCGGUCCACUUAACCCCGACUUGCACCAAGCAGAGCCCGACGACAAGUCCUCCACAUACACCCUGACCAACGUGGUCCCACUGAUCACAGACUUCUUGGAUUCUUCAUGGAACCCCUACUUGGAAACCAUCCGCCGGCGCCUGAACAACUUCUGCCACGGCAAGUCCUUCAUCGUGACGGGAGUGACUCUUCCGGGGAUCGCCAUCCGACGAGACAACAGGGACCGUAUGACGGCACCGAAACACCUGUGGCUGGCGUAUUGCUGCCCCUGGUUUGACCGUAACUCCCCAUACGAGGUCAGGUUCAUGUUCCCAAGCUACGGAGGCUACGCGCUGAAUGAACACGUGGGUUUUAGCGUGGUCGAGGUGCCACUGAAGACUCUGGAGAGUUUUCUGAGGAACCAGGUGGACAUUUACAGGGACAUGACGGUUUUUUACAAGGGUUGUUUGUCAGAAAAAACAUUCAAAAAAAAGAGGAGAGACUUGACGGUCACCCAACCACAACCAGAAGAACGGAAAAACGAAAGACGGUCAACUUGAGCUUUAAAACAAAGCUAAAAAUUCCUGAAUUAUACAGUUUGACUUCAAUAAAGUAAGAUUU